Messenger RNA from Hevea brasiliensis (rubber tree), 1864 nucleotides. Its product is annotated as guanine nucleotide-binding protein subunit beta-2. Gene Ontology annotation, cellular component: cytoplasm; heterotrimeric G-protein complex. The record is from RefSeq and is a predicted model, not a curated record. Gene Ontology annotation, biological process: G protein-coupled receptor signaling pathway. The transcript is spliced from 6 exons. Gene Ontology annotation, molecular function: protein binding; signaling receptor complex adaptor activity. NCBI's taxonomy places the organism in Eukaryota, Viridiplantae, Streptophyta, Magnoliopsida, Malpighiales, Euphorbiaceae. Bases 291 to 1445 code for a protein of 384 amino acids.
UUGUUACCCAGAAACGUCUUUAUCACCACCACUCCUCCUCGCCCACCGUUUGCUCCUCCUCUUCUCCCUCUCAAUCUCGGAAGUAUCCAUUUUUUUCUUUUUCAUUUCUCUUUCUAAUCAUCGAGGCCUCAUCUCUCUUGCCUGAACCACCUGAUUCUCUUUCUCUCACUUGUUGUAUUAGCUACUUCAGCCUUUUCACAUCAUGAUCACUAGGGCUCAGAAUCGAAUCCGAGCUUAAAAGCAAAUGCCUGCUUUUUAGUUCAAUUUUUGGUUUCCUUUACGAGAAAGAAAUGUCUGUUGCAGAGCUAAAGGCCCGCCACGUUGCUGCCACUGAAACGGUGAAUAGUCUUAGAGAACGCUUGCAGCAGAAGCGCCUUCUGUUGCUAGACACUGAUGAUCUGAUUGAAGUUGUGGCAGUUGCGGGAUACGCGAAGGCGCAUGGGAAGUCUUCUGUAAGCUUCGGGGCCACCGAUCUGGUGUGCUGUAGGACGCUUCAGGGACAUACUGGCAAGGUGUAUUCAUUGGAUUGGACUCCUGAAAAGAAUCGAAUUGUCAGUGCAUCUCAGGAUGGGCGGUUGAUAGUGUGGAAUGCCCUAACAAGCCAGAAAACUCAUGCCAUAAAGUUGCCUUGUGCUUGGGUCAUGACUUGUGCCUUCUCUCCAACUGGUCAGUUUGUUGCUUGUGGUGGUCUUGAUAGUGUUUGCUCUAUUUUCAACCUCAAUUCACCAUCAGAUAAGGAUGGGAACCUGCCAGAAUCAAAGAUGCUUAGUGGGCACAAGGGUUAUGUUUCCUCCUGCCAGUAUGUGCCAGAUGAGGACACUCAUCUAAUUACAAGUUCUGGUGAUCAUACUUGUGUUUUGUGGGAUAUUACAACAGGCCUUAGAACUUCCGUGUUUGGAGGAGAGUUUCAGUCUGGACACACUGCUGAUGUACUAAGUGUUUCUAUUAAUGGAUCAAACUCAAGAAUGUUUGUAUCUGGUUCAUGUGAUUCCACUGCCCGAUUGUGGGAUACCCGUGUUGCAAGUCGAGCUGUGCGCACUUUUCAUGGGCAUGAGGGAGAUGUCAAUACUGUGAAGUUCUUUCCAGAUGGCAAUAGGUUUGGAACCGGAUCAGAUGAUGGAACUUGCAGGUUGUUUGACAUUAGAACUGGGCACCAACUCCAAGAAUACUAUCAACAGCAUAGUGACGAUGAGGUUCGACAUGUGACCUCUAUUGCAUUCUCCAUAUCCGGAAGACUUCUCUUUGCCGGAUAUUCAAAUGGUGAUUGCUAUGUUUGGGAUACUUUAUUAGCGCAGGUUGUUUUGAACCUGGGAUCUCUGCAAAAUUCACAUGAGAGCCGGAUAAGCUGUUUGGGCUUGUCAGCAGAUGGAAGUGCCCUGUGUACAGGAAGUUAUGAUACAAACCUAAAGAUUUGGGCUUUUGGAGGCCAUAGGAAGGUGAUUUGAAUUUCUUUGCAGUUCUCUCUUAUGUAAGGCUCAUUGGUUCCUGCUACCGUCAAUGCCUUGUGCUUCCUUGGUAGAAUUUCAAUAUGUUGUGUAAGUUGAUGUGAAGAAGGCAUAAUCGGUACUAUUGCCUCUAGUAAUCUCUAAAUGAGAAAACUGAGUUUUAAAGGAAGAAUGGGGAAAAUGUUGCAGGAAAACGUGAAUAGUUGGGCUUGCCCUGGCUGGAGGUCUAUCGGCCUAUUGUUUUUCCUCCCUUUGUAUUCUUUGCCCAUUUAUUGUAACAGGAAAACUGGGUUCUCGAGGACUACUCGUUAUUUCUUCAGUAAAAUCGAUUAAAUAGUGCCCAAGACCACUGUACUUAAUCCUGUGAGAAGAGAACCUGACUCGUUAUCUUCUAAGAAUGUGCAUUUGUUUAGCUUAAA